Molecule: messenger RNA, 1728 nt
Organism: Podospora pseudopauciseta
Lineage: Eukaryota; Fungi; Ascomycota; Sordariomycetes; Sordariales; Podosporaceae
Exons: 2
Coding region: 122-1504 (460 amino acids)
Biological process (GO): L-phenylalanine catabolic process
Cellular component (GO): cytoplasm
Molecular function (GO): homogentisate 1,2-dioxygenase activity
Source: RefSeq, a predicted model, not a curated record
AAUGGGUGUGGUUCGCCCGGCUUUUUUGGGGGAAGGGUGAGGUUGUUUGGUUGUGUUUACUUGACCUAGAGUAAGGAAUACCGUUUGCUUGUUACGCGAUUGAUCAAGAGAUAUCGACACAAUGCCAGUCACAAACUUCUCCAUCCCGGAGAAGUACGAGUACCUGGUUGGGUUUGACUCUUAUCACCAAAGCGAAGCCCACCCCUGCGCCCUCCCCCUCGCCCAAAACUCCCCCCAGAAACCACCUCUCGGCUUGUACGCCGAAAAGCUCUCGGGCACAGCCUUCACCGCGCCCCGGAAUGAAAACAAGCAGACGUGGCUGUACCGCAUCCUGCCUUCGUGCGCUCACCCGCCGUUCGAGCCGGUGACUGCCCACAACGAGGCGGUGGAGACGCAGCAUGAGAAGAAGCAUUACAUCCCUAACCAACUCCGUUGGGACCCUUUUGACCAUGACGAGCACGCCGAGCAUGAUUUUGUCGAUGGGUUGAAACUGGUUGCCGGGGCGGGGGAUCCAACGCUCAAGCAAGGGAUUGGCAUUUAUGUCUAUGCUUGCGGACGGGAUAUGAAAGAGAAGGAGGCGUAUUAUUCUGCUGAUGGGGACUUGUUGUUGGUUCCGCAGGAGGGGGGGUUAGAUGUUAGGACUGAGUUUGGUAGGAUGCUGGUUAGGCCGAUGGAGAUUGCGGUUUUGCCUAGGGGGGUGAAGUACAGGGUCGAGAUUGUGGGGGAUGGCAAAAAGGCGAGGGGGUACGCGUUGGAGCUGUAUCAGGGACAUUUCCAACUUCCUGAGCUGGGACCGAUUGGAUCAAACGGUCUUGCGAAUGCGAGGGACUUUCAGGCGCCCAAGGCGGACUUUGAGGAGGAUUAUGGUGCUACGGCGCAAGAGGGAAAGAAUGAGUGGAGGAUCAAGGUCAAGUUUAAUAAUGGGCUCUAUGAGACGGUGCAGAGGCAUAGUCCGUUUGAUGUGGUGGCUUGGCAUGGGAACUACUACCCUUUCAAGUAUGAUCUUGGGAGGUUUAAUACCAUUGGGACGAUUAGCUAUGAUCAUCCCGAUCCGAGUAUUUUCACCGUGUUGACGGCGCCGAGUGAGAAGGUGGGGACGGCGGUGGCGGACUUUGUGAUUUUCCCGCCGAGGUGGUUGGUGGGGGAGGAUACGUUUAGGCCGCCGUGGUAUCAUAGGAAUACGAUGAGCGAGUUUAUGGGCUUGAUUCAGGGGGGUUAUGAUGCGAAGAAGGGCGGGAAAGGGGGGUUUGUACCCGGGGGAGCGAGUUUGCAUAAUGUUAUGAGUGGGCAUGGGCCGGAUAGGGAUAGCUAUGAGGGGGCUAGGGAGGCUGAGCUGAAGCCGCAGAAGGUUGGGGAGGGGAGCUGCGCGUUUAUGUUUGAGAGCUGUUUGAUGGUGGGCGUGACGGAGUGGGGGUUGAGGAGGUGUAGGAAGGUGCAGGGGGGGUAUAAUAAGCAUAGCUGGGAGGGGGUGGAGGUUCAUUGGAAGGGGAGGAAUAGCCAGUGAAUUGGGGAAGAGUAGAAGAGUGUAGAAGAGUGAACAGCAGAAAGUGCUUCUUGAUGUGUUUCAUCCGUCUUUGCAGCCUCUGCUAACCAUGGUCCAUGAUCAGACUGCCUGGCUUCGCUCCCGUCUUGCCCCUGUGCCAGCUGACUUGUCAGCUCUGGCCGCCUGGCUCUUUAAGUCUGGUCCGCUGACUCCUCAAUUCCGCUUCUUCCAGCAAUUCUACACUG